CAUACAACGACCGGUACAGCAUGCCGAAGCUGAUCGUGAGUGCUAGCGGUGACGAGUUCUUCAUGUUGGAUGACUCACACUAUUACUACGACGUCCUACAGGGGCCCAAGUUCCUCAAAAUCACGCCCAACGCGGAGCACUCCCUGAUAGGACACGAGAUGGACGUGAUGUUCGCCCUGCGCAGUUUCUACCUGUCUGUGCUCACCAGCGCCCCCUUUCCCGCCUUCAACUGGACGCGCACGCAGACGACGACUGGCGGGAAAAUCACGGUGUACACGUCACAGGAACCCACGGCCGUGUCGGUCUACUACGCCACCACUCUAUCAGACGGCAGACGUGACUUUCGCCUGCUCGUCAAGGGCCCAGACGGGAACGCUUUCCCUCACCCCGUCCUCUGGUUCAAGGACAAAGCGCGGCGUGUGAGUGCGCACGUAUACGAGGCGGAGGUCGAACGGCCCCAGGACGGGUGGCGAGCGUUCUUUGUCCAGCUCAACUACCCAGGCAGGGCCGGCACCAGUCUAGAGCUGACCACAGAGACGUGUGUCGUGCCGGACACUUUCGUCUUCCCGGAUUGUCGCGGGCUGGCUUGUCGGGGCUCCCUAGUGUGAGGGGGCGGUGUGUGGGGUUAUGUGUGUGUCUGAUCGGGUGAGCAGGUCAUAUAUGACGUCAUAUAUGUGUCUGAUGGAGUGAGUUAGCGAUGGGUGACGUCAUGUAUUGAAAACAGACUGGUGUGAGCUCUAAGACGUCCUGUGUCUGAUGGUGUGAGUGAUUUCCAUGACGUCAUAUCGCUAUCUUAGAAUAAUUACAAUGUUCUUUCUGCUCAGAA
Molecule: messenger RNA, 826 nt
Organism: Aplysia californica (California sea hare)
Lineage: Eukaryota; Metazoa; Mollusca; Gastropoda; Aplysiida; Aplysiidae
Product: autocrine proliferation repressor protein A
Source: RefSeq, a predicted model, not a curated record